UAAUUUCAUUUUAGCUACGCAACUAAAAAACCUCCAUAUGCAUCGAUUGACUCGUUAUACACUCACCUAUCUCAACUCGUCCGAGUCACAACGAUUCUACUCAUUCAUCGGCGAUUCCCGCCUUCGCUUUUCAACCGUCAAAUAUCUCGCCGCUCCAUUCUCCGUCACAAACCCCGGCCACAAAUCCUUAUCAAUUGCCUCAAAUUCCAAAACUUUCUCUGCCGUACCCGGCCGCUUUACGCCGGCGGGAAUGGAUUCGGAUCGGCUUGCGGCGUCCGGAUUCGAGGAUUUUGUUCGAGUCGAUGGAGAAAUUGUUAAUUCUACAAAUUCAGAAGGUUCUGAUGAGAGCGUAGUGGAAGAACGAGGGGUUGAUGAGGUUUCGUCGGUGAAUGAAGAAGGUGAAGGUCAAAGUCAACCAUACGAAAGGAAGGUUUUGCCGGAGGAACUUUCGAGGAAUGUAAUGACACUCACUUGUGAAUCUUCUGCCGACGGAGGCAUUUGCGAUGUGUAUGUUGUUGGCACAGCUCACGUUUCUGCGGAAUCCUGCCAAGAAGUCGAAGCCGUGAUCAAUUUUUUGAAACCGCAGGUUGUUUUCUUGGAGUUAUGCUCGGGUCGUGUGGCUGUACUUACACCUCAUAAUUUAAAGGUACCAACUAUGGGGGAAAUGAUGGAUAUGUGGAAGAAAAAUCAAAAUCCAUUUGGGAUACUCUAUAGCUGGUUUCUUGCUAAGGUUGCUAACAAGCUUGAGGUUGUGCCUGGGGCUGAGUUCCGUGUGGCCUAUGAAGAAGCAAUGAAGUACGGCGGAAAGGUGAUACUUGGUGACCGUCCCGUACAAAUAACAUUGCGAAGAACAUGGGCAAAAAUGCCGCUUUGGCACAAAACAAAAUUUUUGUUCUCCUUGUUCUUCCAAGCAUUAUUCUUACCAAAUCCGGAAGAUCUCAACAAGAUGCUGAAGGAAAUGGAUGAUGUCGACAUGCUGACUCUUGUAAUUCAGGAAAUGAGCAAGCACUUCCCCACUCUUUGGACUACCCUAGUUCAUGAGCGAGAUCUGUACAUGUCAUCGACAUUACUAAGAGUUGCUGGUGAACACAACUCUGUUGUAGCAGUCGUAGGGAAGGGUCACCUGCCAGGAAUCAAGAAGAACUGGAAACAACCCAUUGAGGUUAAGGAACUACUCACAAUUCCUUCACAGAAACCUGCCAUCUCUGUCACAAGAAUCUUGUCAAUGUUCGGAGUUGCAGUCGCAGGAGUGGCCAUAAUAUCUGGCAUUUAUACUUCAAGCAAGAAAUAAAAUCAGUGGUUUCAGAUCGAAGUGUCUCUAAUUUCAUGUAUUUUAUAGAGGUCAUACAAGUUUGAUACGCUUAGGUGCUGAGGUCAUAGAUUCAUCUCUUAUCUGUCCUGCUGCUGGAAAUGGAAAAUUAUUGUUUUUGAAAAAUUUCCUGGGGAGAGGAUGGUAAGUCAAAUUUGACUUUGAGAAAGAUUCCUCAAAUUCUUGAACAGCAACAGGAAUAUUGAUGCUAAAAUUUGCCCGCUUUUCAUCUCUCUCUAA
This is a messenger RNA of Nicotiana tabacum (common tobacco), 1549 nucleotides long. RefSeq lists its product as uncharacterized. Lineage: Eukaryota; Viridiplantae; Streptophyta; Magnoliopsida; Solanales; Solanaceae. The record is from RefSeq and is a predicted model, not a curated record. Gene Ontology annotation, cellular component: mitochondrial outer membrane.